UCUUUUUUGUUCUUCGUCUUUUUUGUCUUUUCAAUUUGCAAUUUAUCAUCUGGAUUUGCACCUUGUUAUAGCUGUAAUUUACCUCAACACAUCUUAAUUCGGAGCGCGCGCAUACGCACACGUUUCUCUUCCAACAUUUCUCAUUGUCAGCAACAUCAGUUCAAAAAAUCUAGAACACGAACGAAAUGUCAACCGACGCAACAGUCAAGAGCUCGCUGCUUAGGCUUCAGAAGAAUGGCGGAAACAAUAAGUGCAUGGACUGCUCGUCGCCCAACCCGCAGUGGGCGUCAGUCACACUGGGAACUUUCUUCUGCCUGAACUGCUCCGGACAACACCGCGGACUCGGAGUGCACCUAAGCUUUGUGCGCUCAAUAUCAAUGGACAAGUGGACAGCCGAGCAGCUGAGGCGCAUGGAGCUUGGCGGUAAUUCCAAGGCAACGUCCUUUUUCCUAUCACAGCCCGAUUACAGGGAUGGUAUGACGAUCAAAGAUAAAUACGACAGCCGAUUUGCCGCGCUCUGGCGGGAAAAGCUGACGGCCGAAUGCGAGGGCCGCGUGUGGACACCCCCUACGGUCACCAGUCCGAUAAGCCCGUUGGUGCGGUCCAACACAUCGUCGCCAGCACCUUUGAACACUAGCUCGGCGCAGCGCAAGGCCCUUGGCAAUACGUUUGCUGGAUCUCCAGUCGGUGGCAGUCGCAGCCAGACACCCGACCCUGUGCGGACGGGCAGCCCAGCGGCAUUCGGCAGCGCCGCACAGAAGCAGCGCAAUGAUGAAUACUUUGCGCGCCUUGGCACACAAAACGACUCGCGGCGUGAUGAUUUGCCUCCGAGCCAGGGCGGCAAGUUCACUGGAUUCGGCUCGUCGCCAAUGCAACCCAACGCGAACAGAGGGGCCUCUGGUCCGGCGUUCAACCCGCAGGACAUCAUGAAUGACCCAACGGCCGCACUGACCAAGGGCUGGUCGCUGCUUGCCACUGGUGCGCAGUCGGCACUGAGCACGCUGGGCACUGUGGCUGGGACCAUCAGCGAAAACUACGUGCGUCCGGCGGCCGAAAAGAUCCAGGACCCGAACUUUCGCAAUGACGUCACUUCAUACGUGUCCACAAUUGGCCUCAAGGUCGAGGAGACCGCUAACCGCGGCUUUACAUCGCUGUCCAGCUACAUGCGCUCCGGCCAGCAGGGGGGCUAUGGUGGCGGGUACUCCCAGGUGGCCACCAACGGCUACAACGGCUACAGCAAUGAUGCCGACGAUGCCGACGCAGACUUUUUCGACAAGGAGAUGAGCGCCAACUCGGCAAUGACGCCGCCUGCGUCAUCGAGUGCGCCUAACACCAUGUCACAGAGUCUCAGUGUGACUAAUCGGGCUGGGUCAAGAGGCGCCCUGCAGCCGGGCUCUGGAGGCAGCGUCUCUGCGCGCUCGGCAACGAAAAAGGCCAGUGGGUGGGAUGACGAGUGGGACAAGUUCUAACACAUUUUUAUCCAUUAAUGCAGGGCAGAGCCAUUUAUUUUCAACUGCCAAAGCGCUGAAAUGUGCCCUU
Messenger RNA from Kickxella alabastrina, 1539 nucleotides. RefSeq lists its product as uncharacterized. Lineage: Eukaryota; Fungi; Kickxellomycota; Kickxellomycetes; Kickxellales; Kickxellaceae. The transcript is spliced from 2 exons. The coding region runs from base 186 to 1469 and encodes 427 amino acids. The record is from RefSeq and is a predicted model, not a curated record. Gene Ontology annotation, cellular component: Golgi membrane. Gene Ontology annotation, molecular function: GTPase activator activity. Gene Ontology annotation, biological process: regulation of ARF protein signal transduction; regulation of endocytosis.